CGCAGACGCAACGGCUGAAGCGGAUACCUGGCUGCUAAGGGGUGCGCUCGGGGUCUCCCGGAAGGGGUUCCCCGCCAUGGGCCGCAGGAGGGCACCGCGCGGGCCGGGGGAGGAAGGCGGCCGAGCUCGGCACCUCCCCGGCCGCUCCUUGGAGGCUUUCUCCCGGGAGGUGGACGCCGCGCUGCGCGCGUCGGUGCAGCCAGAGGCGGCCGAGGGCGAGGGCGACCCGGGCCCGGCGGCGCUGCCCUGCGCGCUGGCCAUGUGGGAGCUGGGCCACUGCGACCCCCGGCGCUGCACCGGCCGCAAGCUGGCCCGCCUGGGGCUGGUGCGCUGCCUGCGCCUGGGCCACAGGUUCGGCGGCCUCGUGCUCAGCCCCGUGGGCUCCCAGUACGUGUCCCCAGCAGACAGACAGCUGGUGGCACAGUCUGGGGUCGCUGUCAUUGAUUGCUCCUGGGCCCGACUGGAUGAGACGCCGUUUGGGAAGAUGCGAGGGAGCCACUUGCGGCUGCUGCCCUAUCUGGUGGCUGCGAACCCUGUGAACUAUGGCCGGCCCUGCAAACUUUCCUGUGUGGAGGCUUUUGCUGCCACCUUCUGCAUAGUAGGCUUUUCAGACCUUGCUAUAAUCUUACUGCGGAAAUUUAAGUGGGGCAAGGGUUUCUUGGACCUGAACCGCCAGCUCUUGGACAAGUACGUGGCCUGCAGUGGCCCAGAGGAGGUACUGCGGGCAGAGCAGGAGUUCUUGGCCAGCCCCAGGGAGAGCCCCGAGGAGGAGGAGAUCGACCUCUUUGAUGUGGAUUCAGGGCGAGAGUUUGCAAACCCCAACAGGCCCGUGGCCAGCAACCGACUGCCCCCGGACACUGACGACAGUGACGAGUCUGAGGAACAAGAGUCUGACGCGGAGGACAGCAGCAGCUGCUCCAAAGAGGGGGAGACUGCGGAACAAGGGGCUGCGGCCAGGGCCCCAACCCAGAUUUGGAAAGGAAUCAAGAAGCGGCAGAGAGACCGAAGGUAGCAGGCGUGUGUAUUGCAGAGACUGGGUGACAAGGGAAAUCGAGAGACGUGGGAACACAGGCAGGCCUGGUGGUCUUGGCCCCCGGAGGACGGGCCGCUCCAGCUUCUCGCGGCCUUGCUCUGGGCCCCGCCUCGGAGCCUCUCAAUAAAGCUGCCGGCCAGGAAGGA
Molecule: messenger RNA, 1179 nt
Organism: Lemur catta (Ring-tailed lemur)
Lineage: Eukaryota; Metazoa; Chordata; Mammalia; Primates; Lemuridae
Gene: TSR3
Product: TSR3 ribosome maturation factor
Exons: 6
Coding region: 77-1012 (311 amino acids)
Biological process (GO): maturation of SSU-rRNA
Molecular function (GO): rRNA small subunit aminocarboxypropyltransferase activity
Source: RefSeq, a predicted model, not a curated record